AUGCUCAGAAGGCUCCCUCUGCUCAUCGCUGAUGGAUUCUCCAACGCUCUUACAAGGCGUGGGUACGCGACAAUGUCACAAAGCGCUACAAGGGAGGAGUGUAAGAACCCGCACCGAGCACCCUCAAUCAGCGGUAAGAUAGCACCCAAGUCAGGGGAAGACAAGGUGGCAACCUCUAAGAAGGAUUCAUGGGUCCUAGACCCCGUCACUGGUUACAGCAAACCGGAGAACACCAAAGAGAUUGAUAUUGCUGAGCUGCGAGCGACGAUUCAGGACAAAAAUUUCAACCAUUAA
Gastrolobium bilobum is the source of this 294-nucleotide messenger RNA. Its product is annotated as indole-3-acetic acid-induced protein ARG2-like. Gene Ontology annotation, biological process: response to stress. Gene Ontology annotation, cellular component: mitochondrion. NCBI's taxonomy places the organism in Eukaryota, Viridiplantae, Streptophyta, Magnoliopsida, Fabales, Fabaceae. The transcript has 3 exons. The record is from RefSeq and is a predicted model, not a curated record. Bases 1 to 294 code for a protein of 97 amino acids.